Messenger RNA from Apus apus (common swift), 949 nucleotides. It is a transcript of the gene PRDX4, whose product is annotated as peroxiredoxin 4. The record is from RefSeq and is a predicted model, not a curated record. The transcript is spliced from 8 exons. Gene Ontology annotation, cellular component: endoplasmic reticulum; cytosol. Bases 23 to 829 code for a protein of 268 amino acids. Gene Ontology annotation, molecular function: thioredoxin peroxidase activity. Gene Ontology annotation, biological process: hydrogen peroxide catabolic process; response to oxidative stress; cell redox homeostasis. NCBI's taxonomy places the organism in Eukaryota, Metazoa, Chordata, Aves, Apodiformes, Apodidae.
ACGUGCGCUGGCUCGGCGGGCCAUGGAGGCGGCGGGGCGCGGGCUGCGGGCGGGCGGCGGGACGCGGGCCGGGCGCGCCCCGCGGCUGCUGCUGCUGGCGCUGCUGGCGGCGGCGGGGGCGGCGGAGGAGCCGCGGCCGGCGCGGCAGCGGGGGGACGAGCAGUGCCAUUACUACGCGGGGGGGCAGGUUUACCCCGGGGAGGCGGCUCGCCUGCCCGUCUCCGACCACUCGCUGCACCUCAGCCAAGCCAAGAUCUCCAAGCUAGCACCUUACUGGGAAGGAACAGCAGUCAUUAAUGGAGAGUUUAAAGAGCUGAAAUUAACAGAUUAUGAAGGAAAAUAUCUUGUCUUCUUCUUCUAUCCUCUGGACUUUACAUUUGUAUGUCCAACUGAGAUCAUCGCCUUCAGUGACAGAAUUGAGGAAUUCAGAGCCAUAAAUACCGAAGUUGUAGCGUGUUCUGUGGACUCAAAGUUCACUCACUUAGCAUGGAUUAAUACCCCUCGAAAACAAGGGGGACUGGGACCUAUGAAGAUUCCACUUCUUUCAGAUUUGACACACCAAAUUUCAAAGGAUUAUGGAGUGUAUCUGGAAGAUCAAGGGCAUACACUUAGAGGCCUUUUCAUUAUCGAUGACAAGAGGGUCCUUCGACAGAUCACAAUGAAUGACCUUCCUGUUGGGAGAUCAGUGGAUGAAACGCUUCGUUUAGUACAAGCCUUCCAGUACACAGACAAGCAUGGAGAAGUUUGCCCUGCUGGUUGGAAACCUGGCAGUGAAACAAUCAAACCAGAGGAAGCCAUGAGAGUGUGGUGGCCAAGGGAAGAACUAUAAUUCCAGAUCCAGCUGGAAAACUGAAGUAUUUUGAUAAGCUAAACUGAGACUCACUUCUGUUCAGUUACACAGGUCACGUUCAACUUGAAUUUUCCCAAUAAAAUUUCAUUAAUUUUGUUA